Pyrgilauda ruficollis (rufous-necked snowfinch) is the source of this 1308-nucleotide messenger RNA. RefSeq names its product adenosine deaminase tRNA specific 3 (gene ADAT3). Gene Ontology annotation, cellular component: nucleus; cytoplasm. The transcript is spliced from 2 exons. Gene Ontology annotation, molecular function: tRNA-specific adenosine-34 deaminase activity. The record is from RefSeq and is a predicted model, not a curated record. Lineage: Eukaryota; Metazoa; Chordata; Aves; Passeriformes; Passeridae. The coding region runs from base 67 to 1275 and encodes 402 amino acids.
AGUGACAUUGGGGACAGGGAGAGGGACACAGGGACAGCGCGGUGUCACCAAGAAACAAGGGACAGCAUGGGGACAACGUGGUCUGGUCACCGAGGGCGUGAGGACAUCGGGGACAGGGACAGUGACGUCACGGGGACAGCGCGGCGCGGGCACGGUGGCGUUGUCACCGGGCACGAUGGCGUUGUCACCGGGAGGGCGCGGCGCAGGGGACACCCUGGGGACAGCGGCCACGGGGGAGGGGACGGCGGCAGCGGGGCCAAGGUGGCCAGGGUGGGGGGCGGUGACGUCAUCGCCGGCCGCGGUGACGUCACCGUGGGUGACACCGACCCCACGGCCACCAGCCGCAGCGGUGACAUCCCGGGGGCGGCCGAGGGUCCCGGGGCCACCCCUGGUGACGGCAGUGACGUCAUCACCAACGCCGGCAUCGGUGAUGUCACCGCGGACUCCGAUGCCACCCGCGACGUCCCCGUGGGCCUGGCGGGUCACGUGACCCCAGGAGCGACAAAGGACCCCGAUGCCACCUCUGGUGACAGCGAUGACGUCACCACUGCCACCAUCCCCGUGGAUCCGACGGGUCACGUGACCCCAGGAGUGACAAAGGACCCCGAUGCCACCUCUGGUGACAGCGAUGACGUCACCACUGCCAGCAUCCCCGUGGACCUGACGGGUCACGUGACCCCAGGAGUGACCAAGGACCCCGAUGCCGCCUCUGGUGCCACUCCAGGUGACACCGAUGACGUCACCACAGCCGACGUCCCCCCAGAUUUUCUGUCCCUGGGUGACGUCCCCAUGGACCUGACGGGUCACGUGACCCCAGGAGUGACCAAGGACCCCGAUGCCGCCUCUGGUGCCACUCCAGGUGACACCGAUGACGUCACCAUCCAUGACGUCCCCCUGGAUUUUCUGUCCCUGGGCGACGUCCCCAUGGACCUGACCGGCCACGUCAUCCCGGGGGCGGCCGAGAGCCCCGGCGCCGCUGCGGAUGACGUCACGGGCGACGUCACGGGUGACGUCACGGGCGGGUACCUGCUGUCGGGCUGCGACGUGUUCGUGACGCGCGAGCCGUGCGCGCUGUGCGCCAUGGCGCUGCUGCACGCCCGCGCGCGCCGCGUCUUCUACGGGGAGCCGAGCGCCCGCGGGGCGCUGGGCACGCGCUACGGCCUGCACGGGCACCCGCGGCUCAACCACCGGUACCGGGUGUGGCUGCUGCCCGUGACUGGGGACACUGGGAGCACUGGGAACAAUGGGAACAGUGGGAACAAUGGGAAUGGUUGAUUGGGGACAGUGACGUCACACCGGGGACAGUGA